AUGGAGAGGAAGGACAGGGUCACGCUCACACAGCUCGUGCGCUCGCUCGACGCCCAGCUCCCGCUCAUCCGCGCCUCCUCGUCAUCCCCACACCCGCAACUCGACUACCUCGCGCUCCUCAGGCUGCAGAGGACCGCGAAACAUGCGCGACAGCUGCUCGAACAGGCGCGCGACGAGCACGAGGAGGAGAGCAGGCUCGCAUCGACCAGCCACGCCCGCCCGAAGCGAGGCAGCCUUCUGGACCUCGACUCUCGCCUGACUUCUGCCGAACAGGCUCUCGCGCACUUCUCCGACCCUGCUUCCCUCGCCCAACUCCCUCGCCCUUCCUUCCCCGACCCGCUUUUCAGCUCCGACCUCGACUUUCUCCGCCCCUCCGCCCCUUUACCCUUUGGCUUCCCCUCCGAACCGUCCACACCCGCUACUCCUCCUCCGAAAGAGCGCGAGAAGCCCUCCGCGCGACGAGCCGCGCUCGGUGUUGCUGCCGGACAAGCCGAUGAGGAGAAGGAGAACGAGCGACCUGUUUCGCCGGUCAAGGCGGGCGACGAGGCCAUCGGAUCGACAGCGUUUGGACUCCGAUCGGCCGGUGGAGUGCGGCAUCGUGCGGCAGCAGCAGGGGCAGUGCCGCCUUAUCUCGCUGCGAAGCGGAAACGGAAGGAGAAGGAGCGGGAGAAGGCAGAGAGUCCUGAUGCAGAUGACGCGGUGGACGAGAAGAAGAAGGACCGCUUGGCGGCGGCGGCGGCGGCGGACGACCUCCUACCAGCCGACUCGGGCACGUCCGCCACAACCUCCGACCUCCUCUCUCACCACCACGCUCUCCAGUCCACCCUCCUCGACUCGCUCACCUCCCUCUCCGGCGCACUCAAAACCUCCACGCUGACGUUCUCCGACUCGCUCGCAAAGGACAAAGAAGUGAUGGAGAAGGCGAAGGAGCAGCUUGAGGGGAACAUGGGCACGAUGGUCGGCCAGCAGAAAAGGCUCAAGGACGUCAGAGGCAAGACGCGCGGGACGACAUGCUGGACUAUUGGGCUGCUGGCGAUUGUCGCGGUGCUUUGGGUGCUCGUGUUCCUCCUCAUCAAGGUCACGUAG
Molecule: messenger RNA, 1086 nt
Organism: Rhodotorula toruloides NP11
Lineage: Eukaryota; Fungi; Basidiomycota; Microbotryomycetes; Sporidiobolales; Sporidiobolaceae
Product: vesicle transport protein, Use1 family protein
Exons: 4
Coding region: 1-1086 (361 amino acids)
Biological process (GO): retrograde vesicle-mediated transport, Golgi to endoplasmic reticulum
Cellular component (GO): endoplasmic reticulum; SNARE complex
Molecular function (GO): SNAP receptor activity
Source: RefSeq, a predicted model, not a curated record